CAUUUUACUUUAGUAUUCAUUCACUUGGAGUCUUGCUAAAAAUAUACUAUACCUUGAACAAAACGGUCCUAAUCAAUUUUCCUCAAUGUCUACUUCCAUUGAAAAUCGUCGACCCUACUACAAUGGCCUUGAAUAUAACGUCGUUGAACCCUUUAAAACAAUGAGCCCAAAAACACCAUUGCUAUCGGAUCCUUCAAACAAAGAAGAGGAUGAAAAGUACUUGAGCAUGGUGAAAAACAUAAUCCUAAAGGGAAUAUCUGAAGUAGAAUCCUCAGUGUUAGACCCUCGUGAUGUGGGUACCUUAGAUCACUGGAUUCAAAGAAACCCUUCCUUGAUCCGUCUCACGGGUAAACACCCAUUCAACUCCGAGCCACCACUCCAAAGCCUCAUGCACCACGGCUUCAUAACUCCCGUUCCACUCCACUAUGUUCGUAAUCACGGACAUGUUCCCAAAGCAUGUUGGGAUGAUUGGUCCAUCGAAGUAACUGGUCUGGUAAAAAACCCAGCAUGUUUCACGAUGGACCAACUCAUCAACGACUUCCCAAGCCGUGAAUUUCCUGUCACGCUUGUUUGCUCCGCGAAUCGUCGCAAGGAGCAGAAUAUGGUGAAGCAGACUAUUGGAUUUAACUGGGGUCCGUCUGCUACCUCCACUUCAGUAUGGCGUGGUGUACCAUUGAGAACCGUGCUCAAGCGUUGUGGAAUAUUUAACCGUAAAAGUGGGGCCCUCUAUGUAUGCUUUGAAGGUGCUGAGGAACUUCCAGGUGGUGGUGGUUCAAAAUAUGGAACUAGUAUCCUCAGCGAGGUUGCAUUGGAUCGCACUAGCGAUAUCAUUUUGGCGUAUAUGCAAAAUGGUGAGGUUUUAGCUCCUGAUCACGGUUUUCCUGUACGGGUUAUCGUUCCUGGUUUCACUGCCGGAAGAAUGGUGAAAUGGUUGAAGCGAAUCAUUGUAACAACCAAAGAAUCUGAUAGCCAUUAUCAUUACCAUGAUAACAGAGUACUUCCCUCGCAAGUUGAUGCUGAGCUUGCCAAUAAAGAAGCUUGGUUCUACAAACCUGAAUAUAUUAUCAACGAGUUGAACAUAAACUCCGUGAUAACAACGCCGUGUCACGGUGAGAUAUUGAUCGUCAACUCAGACACUACUCUGAUGCCUUAUUUACUUAAAGGCUACGCAUAUUCCGGUGGUGGGAGAAAGGUGACAAGGGUGGAAGUGACGAUGGACGGUGGUGAAACAUGGCAAGUAUGCAAAUUGGAGCAUCAAGAGAAACCAAGCAAAUAUGGAAAAUAUUGGUGUUGGUGCUUUUGGUCUUUAGAGGUUGAAGUGUUAGACUUUUUUGGAGCCAAAGAGAUUGCAGUACGUGCAUGGGAUCUGGCUAAUAACACGCAACCUGAAAAUCUGAAUUGGAAUCUUAUGGGCAUGAUGAACAAUUGUUGGUUCAAAGUGAAAACAAACAUGCACAAGCCUCAAAAGGGAGAGAUUGGGAUAAUGUUUGAGCAUCCAACCCAACCUGGAAACCAAUCUGGUGGUUGGAUGGUCAAAGAAAAAGAACAAGUAUAUCAAAAACCAUCAAACUCUGACCCAGACCCUAAGAAUAAUAUUGUCUCCUCAUCAUUGCACACAAACAAUAUUAGCUCAAAAACAUACACCAUGUUUGAAGUGAAAAAACAUAAUAACUCUGAUUCAGCUUGGAUCAUCGUUAACGGUCACGUUUAUGAUUGCACUCACUACCUUAAAGACCACCCAGGAGGCGUCGAUAGCAUCCUGAUCAACGCUGGCACUGAUUGUACAGAGGAGUUUGAAGCCAUACACUCUGAUAAAGCAAAGAAAAUGCUUGAUGAUUACUUAAUCGGCGAGCUUUUAACCACAGACACCAAAGGCAAUAGCGUUGAAGACGCCAACAAAGUUAUUAUUACACAAAUGCAAAACAAUGUGGCUUUAAUUAACCCACGUGAGAGAAUUUCAUGUAAGCUUGUUUCAAAAAGCUCAAUCUCCCACAAUGUUAGGAUUUUUCGAUUUGCGUUACCUUAUGAAGACCAACUAUUGGGUUUACCAAUUGGGAAACACUUAUUUUUAUGUGACACUAUUGAAGAAAAGUUAUGCAUGAGAGCUUUCACUCCAACAAGCAGUGUAGAUGAAAAGGGAUAUUUUGAUCUAUUGGUUAAGAUUUAUUUCAAAGGUGUUCAUCCAAAAUUCCCUAGUGGUGGCCUAAUGUCUCAACACUUAGAUUCAUUGCCUAUUGGUUCUAUUUUGGAUAUAAAGGGUCCAUUGGGACACAUAGAAUACAUUGGUAGAGGAAAUUUUCUUGUUCAUGGUAAACACAAGUUUGCAAAGAGGUUAGCUAUGUUGGCCGGAGGAACGGGGAUAACACCGAUUUACCAAGUGGUACAAGCGAUUCUAAAAGAUCUGAAGGAUCUAACUGAAAUAUAUGUUGUGUAUGCUAAUCGAAGCGAGGAUGAUAUAUUGUUGAGGGAAGAGAUGGAUUCUUGGUCUAAGAAGCAUGAACGAUUCAAAGUGUGGUAUGUGGUACAAGAAAGUAAAAGAGAAGGGUGGAAAUAUAAUGUGGGAUUCAUUACUGAAAGUAUAUUGAAGAAACAUGUUCCAGAAGCAUCAGAGGAUACACUGGCAUUGGCAUGUGGACCACCUCCGAUGAUUCAUGGGGUGAAGUUCGAUUUGGAGAACUUAGGAUAUGAUAUCAAGAACAACUUGCUUGUGUUUUAGUAUAUAUAUAUAUAUUAGCAGUCUUCGUGAACUUAGCUCAGUUGGUAGGGACAAUGCAUAAAAUAGGUCCGGGGUUCGGCCACCAUCAAAAAAAAGUAUAUAUACUAAUAAUUGUGUAAUAUACUGCAUUUAGUUAAAUAAUUACGCAUGUAUUCAGUGUGUUGUCAUAAAAAAAACCCAUCAUGUAUUGUUAUUUCAAAAAAUUAGAUGUCGUAUAUAUAUAUAUUUUACCUUUUAAA
Medicago truncatula (barrel medic) is the source of this 2955-nucleotide messenger RNA. RefSeq names its product inducible nitrate reductase [NADH] 2. Lineage: Eukaryota; Viridiplantae; Streptophyta; Magnoliopsida; Fabales; Fabaceae. The record is from RefSeq and is a predicted model, not a curated record. Gene Ontology annotation, molecular function: sulfite oxidase activity; molybdopterin cofactor binding; nitrate reductase (NADPH) activity. Gene Ontology annotation, biological process: nitric oxide biosynthetic process; nitrate assimilation; sulfur compound metabolic process. The transcript has 4 exons. Bases 86 to 2716 code for a protein of 876 amino acids.